GUAACCGUUAGUGAGCUGUUCAGGUGGACGGGUGAGUUUAGGUUUAGGUUAGUUACAGUACUAACUGUGUCCAGGUUAGAUGUUCUGAUUCUAGCUUAGCUGUAGGAGUCACUUAUAUAACUGUAAAAUUACGUUUGGAUCCGGAGGACGUCAUAAAUCAAGUGUGUGGGCAUGGCUCUGGCGUCUCCGUGCGGGCUCCUGUCCGAUGAGGACGAGUGCGGGGCUGUUUUUGAGUCCACAGCUGCUGAUAUUGGAGCUGUGGUGAGAUCUCAGCGCUUUGUGUCUGUUCUGCCGGAGAUCUCCGUCAUCAGCCCUGCUGCAGACCCCCGUACACCCACUCAAGAGAUCACGACUGAUGUCAGUAGAAGAGGCAGCGCUGAUGAUGGCUCAGAGAAGCUGAAGGUUUUCCUGCGGAUCCGUCCUCUUACUGAAGCAGAGCAAGAGCGGGGAGAGGAGCAGGGUUGUGUAAAUGUGCAGUCUGAGGACAAUCUGCUUCUCCGAGCGCCCAAAGACUCCCACAACAUGAAGAGUGCCGAGAGAGGCGUCGCUCAAAGCCUGCACAAGUUCACCUUCACAAAGAUUUUUGGAGCGCAGAGCUCUCAGCAGGAGGUCUACGAUCACACCAUACGGGAGAUGGUGCGAGACGUUCUGCGAGGAGAAAACCGGCUCCUCUACACUUACGGCGUGACCAACUCGGGCAAAACCUACACCAUACAGGGUGCGGGUGGAGAGGCGGGUCUGCUGCCGCGAGCGUUAGUCUCUGUGUUCCUGAAGCUGUCUGGACGACUGUACUCUGCCAUGGACCUCAAGCCUGUACUGAGUCAGGAGGUCCGUAAACUGGACACGGGAGAGGUCCGUGCUGAGGAGAUGCGGCGUGACGCUUUGCUGAGAGAGGUGGAAAGCACAGGUGGAGCUCAGUCCAGGCUGCGAGCGGGUUUGUCCUGGGACAGUGGUAUCAGCGGACUCUCAGCAGCCAGUCACAUCGCAACACAGCUGGAGGGGCAAAAUAUAACAAUGUGUUUUCUUGACAUUUCUAGCCAUAGUAUCUUUACUAUCCGUGUUCUACAUGUCAAGCCACAAGCAGAGCUGGGACAGGUGACCAGAAUCGGCGAGCUCUCUGUGUGUGAUUUGGCGGGGUCUGAGCGCUGUAAAGCCCAGCAGAACGGCGAGCGAAUGAAGGAGGCGAACAACAUCAACACCUCUCUGCUGACGCUGGGGCGCUGCAUCACUGCUCUGAGACACAACCAGACCAAUAAGUCUCGGCCUCCGCUGGUCGUUCCGUUCAGAGACAGCAAGUUAACCAGGGUCCUGCAGAGCUUCUUCUGUGGUCACGGCCGCUCCUGCAUGCUGGUCAACAUUAACCCCUGUGCCUCCACCUACGACGAGACGCUGCAAGCGCUCAAGUUCUCUGCCAUCGCCACACAGCUGGUGCACGGGCCGUGCAGUAAGACGCGGGUGGCUUAUAUUCUGUCGCUGCUUCGUGAGCCGCCAGCGCAUCUCAACAACACCACUCUACUGGAGGAGGAGGAGGAGAGCGAUGAGGAAGGAGACAUCACCAUGUUUGAUCCUGAAGCGCUGCUGAAGGCCAUCGAUGUUCUGAAGCGUGAAGUGCUGCGUCAGCGGCAGGAGAAAGAGGAGCUGGAGGCCACGGUUCGAGAGCAGGUCUGCGCUGAGAUGAUGGAGGUCAUCAGCCGCAUGCAGGACGACUUCAGCGAGAUGCUGGAAACCGAGAGGGAUCUGAUGGAGAAGAGAUGUGAGAACAAACUCAACAACUUGAAGAGCAGCCUGAAGAAAUAUUACAGCCAGGAGCUAGAGGAGCGAGACGAAGAGAUCCGAGAGCUUGCUGCAGCUCUGAAGGAGAACGAAGAGGGUCACAUCGCCCCAGCUCCCAUUUUCCCGCCUCUGAGUGACGUCAGCGGUCCACGGCGGUCACGGCGCUUGGCUUCCACACACAAGCGAGACGCGGAUCACGAGAGCGUGGAGCUGACGCAGUGUAAAGCCGAGCUGGAGCAGUGCAAAGCUGAGCUGGACCUCAAACACACAGAACUGCGCCUGAAAACUCUGGAACUGAAGCGUCUCCAGGAGAACCUGCCAGUGACGGGCACCACAGGAACCCUGACAACUACAGCCGAGCGCAAACUGCAGGAGGGCCAGCGGAACCUGAAGCAGCUGCGGAUGGAGCUCCAGAUGCUGGGCGUGAAGCUGCAGUCUGGAGAACGAGCGUGCUGCCGCAACACCGACGGAGAGAGGCUCCGAAACGCACUCUUCUCCGCAGACGGCAAACUCGCCAAACAGGACCAGAUGCUGGUGGAGCUGCACACUAGCCUGCAGCUGGUCAGAGCAGACCUGCGCAAGAAAGACGAGCUGCUGGCACAGCUACAGCGCAGCCAGCCGCCUCCAGCGUCCAGCUCCUGCAAGAAGAGGGGCUGCGGCGUGGCUGUGGCUUAUGUGGAGAACCAGCCUCCUGAGAAGCGCCCCUUCUUCCGCUCAUUCUUCCCCUCGCGACAGAGGCCUGAGGCGGGCACACCGUAUACCCGAGUGUUGCGCUCGCGCCAGCCGUCCCCUCCAUCCACUCCCAUACAGCUCCGAGUCAAAUAUUAGGAGCUCAGUAGUGGACACAGACAAGAGCUUUUAUGUCUUGCAGUUUUUAUAUUUCUGUCUUAUAAUCAGGUGGCCGUUUGACACAUGAGUGGGCCUUAUUUUGAUGGGA
This is a messenger RNA of Sinocyclocheilus anshuiensis, 2710 nucleotides long. RefSeq names its product kinesin-like protein KIF20A. Gene Ontology annotation, molecular function: ATP binding; plus-end-directed microtubule motor activity; microtubule binding. Lineage: Eukaryota; Metazoa; Chordata; Actinopteri; Cypriniformes; Cyprinidae. The coding region runs from base 172 to 2601 and encodes 809 amino acids. The record is from RefSeq and is a predicted model, not a curated record. The transcript has 17 exons. Gene Ontology annotation, cellular component: nucleus; spindle microtubule; mitotic spindle. Gene Ontology annotation, biological process: mitotic spindle assembly; spindle elongation; microtubule-based movement.